AUGUACGAUUCUGGCAAUUGGAAGGAGCGAGCCGACGAGUUCAUGGAAAGCUUGAGACCUGUGAGGGUUCAACUCUAUGAGCAAACUUGAAAAGAAGAAAGCUAGUGAAUCUCUGAUGACUAAAAGACCCAGGGAGCUGGCGAGUAAAGAAGCUUGGGCCGGUGCAACAGCGAAUAUGAAAACUUUUUUCAAAGCAACAUCGUUGGUUCAAAAAUUUUUUUAGAUUAUAUCAAUUAAAAAAAUGAAACGAUUUUUUUCUGUGAAGGAGGGAUGUAACGGUUCGAAAUUGUCCCUUUUAUUCCAUUCCCAUACAAAAAUAUUGAAAUUAAGCAAUGGAAAAAAUAUUUUGAAGCGCUUUUUUUGCUGGAGAACCUUACCAAAAAAGAAAAAUAGAAUAAAAGAAAGGUUUUUUUUCCGCCUUUCAAUCCGAGCACAUUUCUCGGCUUUUUUCACCUCGGAGCGAUUUUCCAGCCUUUCUUGCUCAAUUUUUCAAAGAAAAAUGGCAAAAAAGAAUGAAAAAGAGCACGAGGAUUCAGCUUGUUUCCGCUUAUUUUUCUUAUUCAGUACUCGACUCUAAGCCUCGGAGCGAUUUUUUUCAACCUUCUUUCACAUUUUUGAGAAAGAAUGGCGUUUUAAAAUUGCACGAGGAAUCAAAAUUUUCAGACUGAUUUUCGUCUCUAAAUAUAAUUUAAAAUAUUCACUGAAACUUCAAAAAUUUUGAUGGACUUUUUGAUUGAAUGGGUGUAAAAAUGCACAAGAAAUUUGAUUUUUUAAAUUAUGAUAUUUCGCGACAUAGCGGGUUGGGACACGAAAGGCUUUAAAUAACCGAAAGUCUGAAUUAUUCAGAAUAAAAAAAGAAAAAAAGUAUGAAAAGAUCUGACAAUGACAAUGUGUUGAAAUAAGAGAAAAAAAUCAUAUUUUUCAGAGCUGAAAACUUCCUCAUUUCCGUCUCUAAAUAUUAUUUAUAAUAUUGGAACUUCAAAAAUUUUGAUACACUUUUUGAUUGAUGAAAAAAAUGCACAGGAAGUUUGAUAAUUAUGAUAUUUCGCGACACAGCCGGUUGGGAUACAAAACCUCGAUAAACCGUUGAAUUAUUUCACACCUAGCAGUAAAAUAACUCUUAUAACUCAACUCAAGGGAGGGGUGUUCCAGGUAUAGUACUUCGAAGUUGAAGAGCCUAUCCGAGAAGUUUUGAGUAGGUCUUACUAUAAGCUGGUUGAAGCAGUUAUUUGCACUGGUAGAGGUGGAUGGGCAUCAGCGGCGAGAUUCUCGUAUCUAUCCACAUGCACUCGUUAUGGAAACGAUCUGAUCAAGUCGAUGACAAAAGGUUUUGCAUCGUGGAAAGAAUUAAAAACGCUGAUCAACAUCAGAAAUUAUUUUGAAUUUUCCAUUUUUUCCAAGAAAGACUUAUGUACGUAAGAGCAGAAGACCGAAAAAAUAAAAAUAAAAAGAAGGCUUCAAAACCUUCAAACCGAGCAUAGAACUCGACUUUUUUUCUAAACCUCGGAGCGAAUUUUCAACCUUCUUUCACAUUUUUGAGAAAGAAUGGCGUUUAAAAUUGCACGAGGAAUCAAAUUUUCAGACUGAUUUUCGUCUCUAAAUAUUAUUUAUAAUAUUCACUGAAACUUCAAACAUUUUGAUGGACUUUUGAUUAAAUGGGUGUAAAAAAUGCACAAGAAAUCUGAUUUUUUUAAACUAUGAUAUUUCGCGACAUAGCGGGUUGGGACCAGGCUUGUGCGAGGGCCGGCCCGUCGCCCUCCCGGCCCCCGACCAUUUCGUAAGCCCGGCCCGGCCUUAGCGGGCCUCAAGAAAAAAAUGGCCAGCCCGGCCCGAAUCGCGCAAUUUUUUUCUAGUCGGAUAUCAAGUUUUUACGACAAAAAUUACGUUUUUGCUCAUUUUUUCUCUUAAAGUUUAACAAAAACUAUGAUUUCAGAAGUAAAAGUCACAUUUCGGUGAAAAUUUUUUGAAUGAAAUUUUAAAUUGUUUUUUGAAGCCCGGCCCGGCCCGAGCCCACGCGGGCUUUUUCUUGAAAAUGAGGCCCAAAGCCCGGCCCGGCCCAGGCCGCCCGGCCUGUCGCACACGCUUGGUCUGGACACAUAACCUUAAAUAACCGAAAGUCUGAAUUUUUCAGAAUAAAAAGGGAAGAAAAGUCCGAAAGAUCUGACAAUGCGGGAGCUUAUCACAAUGUGUCUCGGCUCUGGACGCGAUUCGAUACUGUUCGAUGGAGGAGUGUCCAGCACAGACAGAAGAAAUUUCGACUAUCUGGUGAGUGGAGACGAUUCUUGUGUCAUCGGGGAUUUGGACUUCAUCCACGACUAUGCUGGAUUUCCUGAAGGAAGUAGGAAAACCUCGGAAAGACAUGACACCAGAUGAAGGCUCACCGAUUUCUAUGACAUAAGAACGGUACAACAACCAUGAAAAAGUCGAGUUCUGGGAAGGAGAUGUAAGAUUCGUUCGAUAAAUGCCUGUGAGACCAACCGCCGAGAUACUUGGAAAGGCAGCUCUAAUGACUAAGAGACAUUAAAACACCCGAAACUAAUUUAUUAUUAAAAAAUAACGAGGAGCUAAGACUGAAAAGAAGGAGAACAAUCAAAAAUAAAACGAUAUUGAAGGUCAAAAUAGUCGAAAAAAAUUUUAAAAUUGCACGAGGAAUCAGAUUUUCAGAGUUAGAAAUUUCUCAUUUUGUCUCUAAUUAUGAUUUUAUAAUAUUCACUGACUGAAAAUUCAAACAUUUUGAUGAACUUUUAUUUGAAUAGAUAGAAAAAAUUCCGAAAGUUCUAGAGAUGUGUGAGGAGAUAAAGAAGACCACAGGUAGCGGCAGUUUUUAUAGACCACUGGUAUCGAGAAACAGCACUUACUUGCCGCUGAGAUAUAUCGGAUGUUGGUCUCAAGAAUUCGGGGAGGGAAAGAAAUUGCUCUGGCGAAUUCGAAAGGCUGAUUUGGUUCCUGCCAGGUUCGUCUCGCCUAAAGGAAUUGGAGGUCCUUGGAGGGUUUAUUGAUUUGUUGAACCGCUCCUAGGAUCACGCGAUGAACACGGUCACCAACAUGGGUCCUAGCGGUCAUCCGUUGUUCAACUAUGGAGAGAUGUUUGCAAAAGUGUGGCUCCUAGGUUCAGCAUUUGUCGCAGACGAUAUCGCGGAUUGGGAUACCAAGGUUUCGCCUCAGGAGAAUUGAUCACCUAUGUCAUGAACACGGUCACGAACAUGGCCUUCAACCUCUCAAACACGUCAGUGACCUUCUCUGGCUUCUGGACAAGAAAGAACCGAACAAAACUAACGCAAAAGCGAGAAAGAAGACGCGACGAUACAUUCUAGGAAGCCACCAACAUUGUCAAAGACGUCAAAGGAGAAAGAAAAUCGACACAUUACUCGCCCAGAAGAUACUGUUCGCUUUCCUCACAAAAACGUUGCCGAUAACUAACUCCACCAAGAAAACCACAGUUGCCUCCACCUCCAAUACGCCGCAUAACUUAUAGAGACUGAGAGAUUUUUUUCCGAGAAGUUAAAACACCCUGAAACUAAUUUAUUAUCAAAAAUAACAAGAAGCCAAGACUGGAAAGAAGGAAAAAGAGGUAAAAAUAAAACGAUAUAAAAGGUCAAAAAGUCGAAAAAUUUUUAUUAUUGAAGAUCCUCCAAGCAAAACUAAAAAUAAAAUGAAAAGUUCACAACUUUUUCAAAACGAGCACAUUUCUCGGCGCACAGCAAAAACUUACAUUCUUUUUCGUUUUUGAUAAAGUAUAAAUUUGGCACGAGGAGCACUAAAAAUUCAAAGAAUGCUAUCCAUUAUUUUUAUAAAUAUUUUCUAUAACAUAUGAAAAACUUAUAAGAUUAUAUACAUGAAUACUUCACCCAAUUUUCUAAAUUUUAAAAAAAUAUUGAUUUUUUUAAUGAAAAAUGAUACCUUUCAAGCUUUGCGAAUUCCGUUGAUGGGAUUUUUCAAACGUCCUUCUGAGGGUUGGAAGCAUUUUUCUUCUGUAAAAAAAUGAAAAAUAAAAAUACAAAACAAAGAUAAUUCCCUCACGUUUAAAAUAUAACUUUCAGCCGCUCAACUUUAAGGAAAUCCAAAAAAUGCAGAAAUUUAUAGGAAUAUUAUGAAUCCCUACGAUUUUCAAUCAAUAGAAGAGGCGUAUGUAUCAAAAUAAAAAAAUAUAAUGAAUUUCAAAACAGCUAAAAUUUACUGAAAGGCCUCAACCGUUCAACCCGACCACAUUUGUCGGUUUUUCUUUCAAUUCAAAGCAAUUUUUCACUUUUUCUACUUAGUUCUUCUGAAAAGAAACACCUAGAAACAAUUUGGAAACAGAAACGUAAUGAGCAAUUAGUGUAAUCGAAAGUAAACGAAAAUAAAAAGAAAAGGCGAUUUUCAAGCGUAAAAUUUGAGAGAAGUGUGCAGUGGCGCGCGUUUGUUUUAUUCUCGUCUUUUUUUUUUUUCAUCAAAAAUGCUCAAUUUUUUUGAACUUUUUAUCUUCGUAAAUUCGUUAAAACCUUCGUUUCGAAGUUCUCAAAAAUGCAAAGAAAACGAAAAAGAAAGGCUGAAUAAAGUUAAUUCGAUUUGAAAUAAAAGUUUUUUUUCAUCUUUAUAACAUUUUUUUCUGUUAUCAAAACUUCGUGCAUUCUCCAUCAAAAAAACCUUUCAAUGUAUAUAAUGAAAAAGAAAAUUAUUCCUUGAAAGAAAUAAAAUGAAGAAAGGCUUUGAGCCUUUUCAAACCGAGCACAGCUCUCGGCUUUUUCUUACUCGGCGCGAACUUUCAGUCUUUUUUACAGUAGAAAACUUAAGUUCUGUAUAAAUUUGCACGAGAAAUCAAACUUUUGACGUAGUUAAAAUAACAUUUUGAAAAUUAGAGACAGUAGUUCAACUACGUUUCUUUAAUCUUACUCAAGUUGGUGUAUUUAUCACAUCGGAAUACACGGCUAACACAUUGGUGCAUCGACCAAAAGACCAGGGUCGAUCAACCACCAUUGCGACGAUCACUCAUUUCGAGAUCGCACUGCCGUCAUUCGGACGUUAAAUCGAGACGUCUUGUUGACGAAAUAACUAACAUCAAAAGACCUCACAAUCGCGAGAGGAGACUCGACAACACACUUCAGGAAGCCACCGAAAAUCUCAAAGAAGUCAGAAAAAAUAGCCAAGACCUUUGAAAUACUCCAAGAAGUGCCGAACUCCAUUACGGAGGGAAAGACGAAAGGGCUCUCUUUGCAGUUUGCGAGCAGCGUGGCUCAGGAGAAGUGAUCACCUAUGCUAUGAACACGGUCACCAAGAUUAUUUUGAGAAGAGCUUCUGCUGGCAUUCCGAUGAACGAAUUGAGUCGCUGGCUGAACGAGGUCCUGGAGAACAUGGCAGUGGCAACGAAAACGACUAAAAAAGCAUGUUUCCACCAGCUGUACCACGAUCAGGAAGCACACAGACCGCUAUGCUGA
Molecule: messenger RNA, 5414 nt
Organism: Caenorhabditis auriculariae
Lineage: Eukaryota; Metazoa; Nematoda; Chromadorea; Rhabditida; Rhabditidae
Source: the annotation of a GenBank genome assembly